Molecule: messenger RNA, 867 nt
Organism: Raphanus sativus (radish)
Lineage: Eukaryota; Viridiplantae; Streptophyta; Magnoliopsida; Brassicales; Brassicaceae
Product: glutathione S-transferase T3-like
Exons: 1
Coding region: 1-867 (288 amino acids)
Source: RefSeq, a predicted model, not a curated record
AUGGCUUAUAACACACACCCAUCAAAUUUUGUUGACCUUCUCAAUAGUCAACAAGAUACUGUGUUUGAGUUAGGAGAAGAUACUGUGUUUGGCACACAGCAAAGCGAGGAGCAUCCAAACGUUGGUGACACUCCUUCAGGGCGUAAAGAACGAAGAACAUGGACGCAUACAGAUGACAUAGUCCUCAUCAGCUCUUGGCUAAACACGUCAAAAGAUCCCUUAGUAGGCAAUGAGCAACGUUCUGAUUCUUUUUGGAAAAGAAUUGCCGCUUACUUUGCGGCAAGCCCGAAGAUUGGAGUGGGUGAAGAGAGGGAGCAUGGUAACUGUAAGCAAAGGUGGCACAUGAUCAAUGAUCAGGUUAGCAAGUUCUGUGGCACGUAUGAGAAAGCCACCAGGCUCAAAACUAGCGGCCAAAACGACAAUGAUGUUCUCAAGGCAUCUCAUGAGAUCUUCUUAAACAACUAUAAGAAGAAAUUUACACUUGAACAUGCGUGGAAGGAGCUUAGAUAUGAUCAGAAAUGGUGUAGCCUGAGCACUUCCAAAACGGACAGAAGCUCUAAAAGGAGGAAGUGUGAUGAAGGUGCACAAUCCUCAGCCUCUCACGCCUCUGAAACCAAUACUGGUGAACCUGAUGUUAACAUUCGCCCCCCGGGUGUUAAGGCUGCAAAGGGGUAUGGUAAGAAGACUAAGGCGGGGAAGGUACUGGCUGAGUAUCAGGGUAUGUGGGAAAUCAAGAAAGAGGAAUUGACUAUCAAAGCAAACACGACGAAAAUGAAGCUACUUGAAAGGCUAUUUGCAAAACCUGAACCGCUUACUGAGAGUGAAGAAGUUGUGAAGAACAAGCUCAUCAAUGAGUUGUUUAAUUAG